Messenger RNA from Mauremys mutica (yellowpond turtle), 1985 nucleotides. It is a transcript of the gene KCNC1, whose product is annotated as potassium voltage-gated channel subfamily C member 1. The record is from RefSeq and is a predicted model, not a curated record. The transcript has 5 exons. NCBI's taxonomy places the organism in Eukaryota, Metazoa, Chordata, Testudines, Geoemydidae. Gene Ontology annotation, biological process: potassium ion transmembrane transport; protein homooligomerization. Gene Ontology annotation, molecular function: protein binding; delayed rectifier potassium channel activity. Gene Ontology annotation, cellular component: dendrite membrane; neuronal cell body membrane; axon. The coding region runs from base 74 to 1879 and encodes 601 amino acids.
GCCGCCCCCUUAUGUGCUUGCUGUGUGCUGUGCUUCCUUGCAUGAGUCUGCGACAUGCCUAAUAAGAGACGAGAUGGGCCAGGGCGACGAGAGCGAUCGCAUCGUGAUCAACGUGGGAGGGACUAGGCACCAGACUUACCGCAGCACCCUGCGCACCCUGCCCGGCACUCGGCUGGCCUGGAUCGCUGAGCCCGAUGCCCACAGCCACUUUGACUAUGACCCGCGCACAGACGAGUUCUUCUUCGACCGGCACCCGGGCGUCUUUGCCCACAUCCUGAACUACUACCGCACAGGCAAGCUGCACUGCCCAGCGGAUGUGUGUGGGCCUCUGUACGAGGAGGAGCUGGCCUUCUGGGGCAUUGACGAGACCGAUGUGGAGCCCUGCUGCUGGAUGACUUACCGCCAGCACCGGGACGCCGAGGAGGCGCUUGACAGUUUUGGUGGGGCACCACUGGAUAGCAGUGCUGACGACGGAGAUGCAGAUGGCACCGGAGACUCUGGGGAUGGCGAGGAAGAGCUGGAGAUGACUAAACGCCUGGCACUCAGCGACUCACCAGAUGGCAGGUCUGGGGGCUUCUGGAGAAGGUGGCAGCCCCGAAUCUGGGCACUUUUUGAAGACCCCUAUUCCUCCAGAUAUGCAAGGUAUGUGGCAUUCGCCUCCCUCUUCUUCAUUCUGGUCUCCAUCACCACCUUCUGCCUCGAGACCCAUGAGAGAUUUAAUCCCAUCGUGAACAAAACAGAGACUGAAUUCAUUGGCAAUGACACCCACGUGCGACACUACAGGGAAGCGGAGACCGAGGCCUUUCUGACCUACAUCGAAGGCGUCUGUGUGGUCUGGUUUACAUUUGAGUUCCUGAUGAGAAUCACUUUCUGCCCAAACAAGGUGGAAUUUAUCAAAAACUCUUUGAACAUCAUUGACUUUGUGGCCAUUCUGCCUUUCUAUUUGGAGGUUGGACUCAGUGGCCUGUCUUCCAAAGCUGCUAAGGAUGUCCUGGGCUUCCUACGAGUAGUCCGGUUUGUGCGAAUUCUGCGAAUUUUCAAGCUGACCCGCCACUUUGUGGGGCUGCGGGUCCUGGGACAUACUCUCCGUGCCAGCACAAAUGAAUUCUUGCUGCUCAUCAUAUUCUUGGCAUUGGGCGUCUUAAUCUUUGCCACGAUGAUCUACUAUGCUGAGAGAAUAGGUGCUAAACCCAAUGAUCCUAGUGCCAGUGAACAUACACACUUUAAAAAUAUCCCCAUCGGCUUUUGGUGGGCUGUUGUCACCAUGACUACCCUGGGCUAUGGAGACAUGUAUCCUCAGACUUGGUCAGGCAUGCUGGUGGGGGCUCUCUGUGCUCUUGCAGGCGUGCUGACCAUUGCCAUGCCUGUCCCCGUCAUUGUGAACAAUUUCGGAAUGUAUUACUCCUUAGCUAUGGCUAAGCAGAAGCUACCAAAGAAAAAAAAGAAGCAUAUCCCGAGGCCACCCCAGCUGGGAUCCCCCAAUUAUUGUAAAUCUGUCGUAAACUCUCCACACCACAGUACUCAGAGCGACACAUGCCCACUGGCCCAAGAAGAAAUUUUAGAAAUUAACAGAGCAGAUUCGAAACUGAAUGGUGAGGUGGCCAAGGCGGCGCUGGCAAAUGAAGACUGUCCCCACAUAGACCAGGCUAUAACGCCUGAUGAGGGCCUGCCCUUUACCCGCUCUGGCACUCGGGAGAGAUAUGGACCCUGCUUCCUCUUAUCAACCGGGGAAUAUCCCUGCCCACCUGAUGGAGGAAUAAGAAAGGACAAUUUAAUACACUUGGCAGCAUUCGAGCCAGAAGGCAAGAAGGCAUCUGGGACUGCUAAUGGAAAUGAAAAAGAAAAGAAACAGAAUCUGAGAGGCCCUGAGGAAUUAUGAAUAAAAAAAAUCAAGGAAGAUGCACCAAAAGGUAUGGCAUUAUUUUUCCUGGAUCGGCUUGACACAUGAUAUACGACAUGCUGGCUCUACAACGGUUACUUCAAAC